Molecule: messenger RNA, 5418 nt
Organism: Diplodia corticola
Lineage: Eukaryota; Fungi; Ascomycota; Dothideomycetes; Botryosphaeriales; Botryosphaeriaceae
Product: linoleate diol synthase
Exons: 9
Coding region: 1-5418 (1805 amino acids)
Biological process (GO): response to oxidative stress; cell adhesion
Molecular function (GO): peroxidase activity; oxidoreductase activity, acting on paired donors, with incorporation or reduction of molecular oxygen; monooxygenase activity
Source: RefSeq, a predicted model, not a curated record
AUGCCGAGCUUAUUCUCUUCCCCCUUCGCUUCUUCUCCUUCCAAAGCAGCAUCUCGCUGGAACCCGUUCAGCAGUCCCAGCAAGAGCGUGCUCCCCAAAGCACUUGCCCCGAGUCCCAAGGGCCGCUCAUGGCCCCUGAGUCUCCUUGGAGGCAAGCAAAGCCAGACAUGGCUGGACUCCGCCAAAGGACUUUUGGGUAAAGGGCUGGGCCCCCUGGCCCUUGUGCUCCCCGUCCUCGGCCUGGCCCUCUUGGCUUUCGCGCUGUUUCAGAAAUUCGUCCGCAAGCGACCCCUGAGUUCGUUGAUACCCAACUUGAAGGGCUUCGAUCCCAAGUCUUUACUCCCCAAGGACCUUCACCUGCCGAAACUCUCGCUUCCGAAGUCACUUCCCAAGCCCAACCUCUCCUUGCCCAAGCUUCCGUUCUCUUUGCCGAAGAAGCCCUCUCUUUCACUGCCUAGCAGCAAACUCCCCACAAGCCCGUUGAAGUCCCCACUGGCCAGUCUUCCCAAUGGCAAGCUCCUCAGCAGUCACCUUCCGAAAGGCCAUUUCCUCAGCCCGAAACUGCCCAAGUCCCUCCUCCCCGAGCUUCCUUCGUACCUGAAGUUCCUGUCGCCGACGGGCAUCCUCAAAAACCUGGUGUUCAAGGUGUUCAACCUCCACAAGGUGCCCGGCAUCAGAGACAUCGUGGCCUGGUUCAUGAAGCCCAAGGGCUUCGUCCCGAAGGGCACGCUGGCCACGCUCUCCAGCAUCCGGUCGAUCCGGCCCAACCUGCUGUCGAGGCUCAACCCUCUCAACCUCUUCAACAAGAAGGCCAAGGCGAGCCAGGAAGACGACGAGAAGUUCCAGGCGGGCGAGCCGUACGGCGACCCGGAAGUGGUUUCGUCCAACCUCGUCGAGGACCUGCGCACGGUCGGGUUCAGCGCCGCGACAAAGGACCUGAAGACGUUGAUCGAGGUGUUCAAGGCCAAGGGCAAGCCCCAGAACGACCGGGAGAUGAUGAUGGAAAAGAUGAUCGCGCUCACGGCGUCGCUGCCCCGUCACUCGAAGACGCGCGACAAGCUGUCGGGGGUCAUCAUCGACACGCUGUGGUCGAGCCUGCAGCACCCUCCGCUCACGUACAUGGGCGAGAAGUUCCAGUACCGCACGCCGGAUGGCAGUUUCAACAAUCCGAUGAACCCGGACCUGGGAAAGGCCGGGAGCCACUACGCACGCUCUGUGCCCAGGCUCAAAUCGCAGCACGGCGUGCCUCCGGACCCGGGCCUGCUCUUCGACCUGCUCAUGGCCAGAAGUGACGAGACUUUCAAGGAGAACCCGGCCGGCGUCAGCUCCAUGCUCUUCUAUCACGCAACCAUCAUCAUUCACGACAUCUUCCGCACGAACCGGUUCGACAACAACAUCUCAGACACGUCUUCGUACCUCGACCUCGCGCCGCUGUACGGCUCGAGCCUCGAAGACCAACUGAAGAUCCGCACCAUGGAAAAGGGGCUGCUGAAGCCGGACACGUUCCACGAGCGGCGGCUGAUCGGGCAGCCGCCCGGGGUCAACGUCAUCCUCGUGAUGUACAACAGGUUCCACAACUACGUCGCGGACGUGCUGCUGAAGAUCAACGAGGGCGGACGGUUCACGCUGGUGCCGUCCGACACGGAGGAGGGCAAGAAGGCAGCCGUCGCCAAGCAGGACAACGACCUCUUCCAGACGGCAAGACUCAUCGUCGGCGGGCUGUACGUCAACAUCAGCCUGCACGACUACCUGCGCGGGCUCACCAACUGCCACCACUCGGGGACGGACUGGACGCUGGACCCGCGCAUCGCGGCCAGCCGGCUGUUCGACCCGGACGGGAUCCCGCGCGGGGCGGGCAACCAGGUGUCGGCCGAGUUCAACCUGCUGUACCGGUUCCACUCGAUCAUCUCGAAGAAGGACGAGAUCUGGCUCAACGACUUCCUGUCGAGCCUGUUCCCGGGCAGCGCCAAGCCGCUCGACCAGCUCACGCCGCAGGAGUUCGUGCAGGGGCUCUUCGCCUUCGAGCAGACCAUCCCGGCGGACCCCAGCAAGCGCGAGUUCGGCAGCCUCAAGCGCGGGCCCGACGGCCGCUUCGCCGACGCCGACCUCGAGCGCGAGAUGACGGCGGCCAUGGAGGACCCGGCCGGGCUGUUCGGGGCGCGCAUGGUGCCCAAGUUCCUCAAGAUCGUCGAGGUGACGGGGAUCCUGACGGCGCGCAAGUGGCAGCUGGCCAGCCUCAACGAGCUGCGCGACUUCUUCAAGCUGAAGCGGCACGACACGUUCGAGGACGUCAACCCGGACCCGGCCGUGGCGGACCUGCUGCGCAAGCUGUACGACCACCCGGACAUGGUCGAGAUGUACCCGGGCAUGUUCCUCGAGGACGCGAAGCCGCGCAUGGACCCGGGCUGCGGCGGCUGCCCGCCCUACACCGUCGGCCGCGCCGUCUUCAGCGACGCCGUCACCCUCGUCCGCAGCGACCGCUUCUGCACCCUCGACUACACCGCCGGCAACCUCACCAACUGGGGCUUCAACGAGGUCAAGCCCGACUACGACGUCCUCGGCGGCUCCAAGUUCUUCCACCUCUUCCAGCGCGCCCUGCCCGGCUGGUACCCCUUCAACUCGCUGCACAUCAUGCAGCCCAUGUUCACCCGCGACAUGAACCAGCAGAUCGCCACCGAGCUCGGCACCAUCGCCGACUACACCACCGCCCGCCCCGCCCCGCCCAAGCGCCCCAUCCUGCUGACCCGCCACUCCACCAUCACCCGGCUGCUCGAGGACCAGGCCAACUUCCACAUCCCCUGGGUCGCCUACGAGGGCCUCUUCCCCGGCAAGAAGAGCUUCGCCGGCUUCAUGCUCGGCGGCGACGCCCCCGCCAACACCGCCCAAAAGAAGCUCGUCAAGGACAUCCUCUACACCCCCGCCGAGUUCGGCCGCCUCCUCGCCGACACGGCCAUCGCCCACGCCCGCAAGCUCGUCAAGCGCGAAGGCCUCGAGCUGCGCGCCAACCCCGCGGACCCCCUCACCCAGCUCGACAUCAUCCGCGACGUCGCCAUCCCGCUCAACACGCGCCUCAUCGCCGACCUCUGGUGCCAGGACCUGCAGACGGAGGAAAACCCGAAAGGCACUCUGACUGUCCCCCAGCUGUACGAGCACCUCGUCGCCGUGCGCACCUACGGCUUCAACAACAACGACCCCGCCCUCACGUGGCGCCGCCGCAACUGGGCCCGCGACGCGGCCGAGGUGCUCAUCCCCUCGACCAUCAAGGCCAUCAAGGAGGGCACGGCGGGCUUGGCGCCGGGACUGCUCAAGCGCGCGGGGAGUGGGGUUGCCAAGGGGUUGGCGAAGGUGCCGUUGUUGGGGAGGUUGGUGCCCGAGCAGAAGGAUGCGAGGGGCAGUUUGAGGUGGUAUGGGAAUAAUGUGGCGAGGGAGAUUAUGGCGGCGGGGAGGUCCCUGGAGGAUACGGCGGAUAUUUGCUGGUUGACGGCGCUGGCGGGCGUGGGCGCCCCCGUGUCGAUGUUCGCCGACGUCAUGUCCUUCUUCCUCGACCCCGACAACGUGCACCACUGGGAGGAGGUCCAGAACCUCGCCACCUCGGGCGCGGACCGCACCGCCACCGACAAGGCCCUGCGCGCAUACGUGCUCGAGGCCGAGCGCAUGGUCAGCAACCUGCGCGGCGCCCGCGUGUGCGUCGGCGCCACCGAGAUCGACGGCCAGAAGUUCAAUCCGGGCGAUGCCGUCGUGUGUCUUUUCGGCCCCGCGUGCCGCAAAGAAGGCGGCCUCGUCCCCGAGCCCGAGCAGUUCAAGCUCGACCGUCCCGCCAGCGCCUACAUCCACUGGGGCGUCGGUCCGCACGAGUGCUUGGGCAAGGAGGUCGCCGUGACCAUCGUCAUGUCUCUCGUCAAGGUCUGCGCCGAGCUGAAGUGCCUGCGGCCCGCCCCCGGCGACAUGGGCGUACUGAAGAGCAUCAUGGUCGGCACCGAGCGCUGCUACCUGAACGACAGCUGGUCGUGGCUGACGUUCGAUCCGACGACCUGGAAACUCCACCACGAAGGCUACGGCAAGGGCGUCUACCGCGAGUCCGCCGCCGCCGCCGCCAAGGGCCACGACCUCAAAGCCCUGUACAGCAGCCUCGUCAACCAGAACAAGAAGGGACCCAAGGGCGUCACGCCCGACGGCACCCUGGCCCUGGCCAACGGCGCCGUCAACGGCUACAAGGAGGCCGAGCAGCCCGUCGCCGCGAAGAAGCCUCCCGCCCCCUCCAAGCCCGAGCCCGCCCCGGCCACCAACGGCGCGACCGCCCCCCAGUCGGACGGCUGGUCGUUCGACGGCGUGCCCGACGGCGGCGCCGUCAAGUCCCCCACCGACGUCGUCGACGGAAAAGACAAGACCGGCGGCGAGGAAGCCACAGCACCGCCGGAGGAAGAAGCAUCGAAGCCUGAGGAGGAGGAGGACGAAGAAGAAAAGGAACCCGACGCCCUGCACACGGGCAAGCUCCUCAAAAAGGCCGACGACCGCUCCGGGCCCGGCCUCGGCUCCUACACCGAGCACGUCACCUUCGAGAAGCCGUACAACACGCCGCCCCAGAUCUUCCUUGGCUUCGCGACGCUCGACAUGGACGCCGGCACCGGCGACUCCGCCCCGGGCUUCUGGCAAGAGGCGCGCGGCGUCACCCGCGACGGCUUCGACCUCGCCGUCACCGUGCCCGCCGACUCCGGCGCCUGCAAACUGUGGCAGCUCGAGUCCGUCUGGGUCGAGGUCCCGUCCGACGCCCGCCACCGCGACGUCCUCGUCGGCGUGUGGGACUCAUCCAAGGUGCCGGGCAAGCCCGUCGGCGGCGACGGCACCGCCGUCGACUCGCCCUUCUUCCCGUACAAGAACUUUGCCGCUGGAAAUGGCGACCCCAUCAAGCCCGGCCGCCGCUCCAUCAUCCCGUGGAUCUCGGGCUUCCAGCUCGACCCCGCCGCCGCCCCGGACGAGCCCUUCGGCAUCAAGGUCGACGCCCGCACCACCACCGCCGGCGACGACCCGGGCGCCACCGUCUCGUUCCGCACCCCGAGCGCGCUGGUGCCGCGGCUGCCCAAGUCGGUCCGCGUCAACUUUCUCGUUUUCCUGCGCAGCAAUGGCGAUGAUGCAGUCGGCCUCAGCCCCGCCAGCGCCCGCGCAGAGUUCCCCAACCCGGACGCCGACUCGGUCACGGUGCUGUCGACGGCGGGCGCGCCCGUCACGCCCGUCGCCGGCGUCGACAUGUUCCAGUACGUCGAGGAGUCGUCGUCUAUUUGCUUGCGCGUCGUCGAUCGCCAGAAGGAGCCCGAGGAGGCGAAGUAUUCGCUCGAGAGCUGGGGCGACCCGCUGGUGCACGAUUUGUCGGCGGGGAUCGUCAAGAUUCCGAAGAGGGAGGGGGGAGAUCAGCCCGUCUGA